Molecule: messenger RNA, 3168 nt
Organism: Ostrinia furnacalis (Asian corn borer)
Lineage: Eukaryota; Metazoa; Arthropoda; Insecta; Lepidoptera; Crambidae
Product: probable serine/threonine-protein kinase DDB_G0281745
Exons: 2
Coding region: 1487-1780 (97 amino acids)
Source: RefSeq, a predicted model, not a curated record
CUUUUUAUGCCGAAAUCCCGAUAUCGGGAUCAUUACCGUCUCAAUUAACUGCCUAACAAGUUACGACAUGUUUUGUAUAGGAUCCGCAAGUGUCUACGGGGGAGGACACGUGGGGUCGUCCUUUGUGCAAUUGUUUUUUGUCUGUUCGGACCUAACAUUAUGGAUUAGGGUUGGGCAAAAUUAUGUGAGAGUUAGGUACUUUUUAAUUAAAACUUGCCUACCUACUACUAAAUUAAUUAAUUAGGUUUCUCUUAUUUUAUUAUUUUGUAAAAGUCGCUAUACACGUUAGUAGUUCACUAGUAGAAACAAAACUUAAGUACCUGCCCAUAUCAUUCAUCGCUUUCCGCAAGACGUAUAAGUGGGCAACGCGAACACGUAAAGCUGCGUCCUCACUGAAAGCGAUAUUAACAUUCAGACCGAUUAGCGAAAGAAACGCAACAAAUUUUGAUCUUCUUUAAAUAUAAUUAAUCAAUUGCUGUUCGUUUGUCUCGCUAAAACUCGAGAACGAUUUAACUGAUUUUGGUUUUGAAUGUUUGUUGUAGUCCAGGGAAAAUUUAAACUGUAAAAUAUAGGUAAAUAUUGCGAAAGAAGAUAGUAAAAUUUCAUUUUCCCAUAAUUAUAAACUGUAGUGUGUAUCGAUAGUGUAUUUUACUCCACGCAAGAAAAUAUAAGAAUGCAUGUUUUUAAUAGAUUUAAUAAAAAAUAAACUGAAAACGUUGAUAUUUUUUCAUAAAAGUGAAAAUAGAAUUUUAAAAUUCGCUUUUAUUAAAUCAUCUUUUUUAAAUGUCUAAAACGCCUCCACCCUGACGAAUUCCCUCGUGACGUCACUCCGUUAGUAAACAAGUAGAUUUUGGCUUGAUUUAUGUUUAAAAUGUUGGAAUCGUUUGUGAUAACAUCACGUUAAUGGACUUUAAAGUUUUAUUUUACCUAUUCAAAUCGCGUCAUGGAAGACGUGAAAGCAGAAAGUUAGAGUAAAGUUACAGAAACUAUCGGAAUGACGUCACGAGCCAAACAGCAUGGCGGCUAGAGUUUCCGCGCGAAAAGUCAAAAUCAUAUUUACAUUUAAGUUUAGAAGGCAUUUAUAGGCUUUUUAAAAUUCAAAUUAAAAUUAAGUAUAAGCUCAAGAUUGAUUUACAACAUAUUUCAAAAGAAAGGUGUAAGACCCUAUUCUAAGGCGGAACGAAGUUCGCUGAGCCAGCUAGUCGCCUAUAAAAUGUAGAAAUCUCGGAUUAUGAAUUGGUAAUUUUGAAUAAUAAAUAGAAGCAGCGAGUAUUCUUCUGAUUUGUUCCUUGUUUCCCUCCGAUAAAUAUCGCUCCCAGCUCGCUUUCAAUUGCUGAAGGUGUAUAUUUACACUUGACAAGGUUUAAUUUGACACAAAGCCGGCUCUCAACAUUAACAAUUAAGAAUAAACAAUGGACCUAAAAUAUGAUGACGGUGUUUGGUGGCGGGUCAAAAGCACAGCAUUAAAAGCUCACAGGAAACAGCCAUGGGAGCGUGUUUGCGCUGUUCAAAAGCACCACCAGCCAAUGCUGGGAGUAAAGAUGUCGGCACCCAGACCGACGACUGCGGAAUUCCGCAGCCGCAACAGCAGCAGCAGCCGCCGCAGCCGCAGCCGCAGCAGCAGCAGCAGCCGCAGCCGCAGCUUACCAGCCGGGCGGGGUGGUGGCGGGCUCCACCGCCUACACCCGUAUCGGUGCAGAGCAGCGGGCGAUCACGUCAUGUCGAUGUCGAUUCAGAUAUCGACAUGACGUGGAGCUCGACAAGCUCCAUUUAUUUUUAAGUAGUUAUAAGUGUUUUUAUUUUUAUUUUAUAAGUAGAUUUAUUAAAAGUUUAUUUUGAACUUAAUGUUAUUAUUUAACGACCUUACAUGAUUGUAAAUGCAAAAACAGACUUACCGGUUAAAAACAGCUCAAAUACUAAGGUGCGCAAACAGUGCACUCAUCCGGCGUGUAGUGGUUAUACACGCACGUCCUGCACGUUGCACACCAGAAACUGUCUUCGUACACCAUAUUAAUUAUAUUUUCAUAGUUCAUGACCGUCACAAAAUGAUUUAAAUUGUUAAUCGGUGCUAUUUCGAACACUUCACAGUUAUUGAUACAUUGUUCUACUUUAACAAAGUGUGUAAUUGGCCACGGCCACACUAAAUUAUUUAUUAAGGCGUCCAUAAAAUCGUCUCUAGUUAAAAAGUCAUCUACAUCCAUCAAAAAGUCAUUUACAUCUAAUUCCAUUUUUAAAAUAAAAAAGUACUAAAACUACACUACACUAAAAAAACUAAAACUACACUACACUAAAAAAAGUUUAUACUUAUAACCUACACACACUAAGUACAAUUAUAUUUUAAAAAGGCAAAGUUCUCCCACGACCUACACCAUGGAGUCUUUAAGGGUAUCUAAAUAAAAUGUGAAAAUGAAAGAUGAUGUACAUUUUAAUUUUGUUUAUUGAAAUUAAAGAACCAUCUUGGCAGAACUCUUUGUACCUUUGCCGCUUGGUCUACAGUAUAAUCUUAACUGAGCAGGGCUAUUAUGUUGGGACUACACCAUUGAUAAACAUUGUUACAAAUAUUAAUUUUUACAGUUACAAACAUACUAAUAAAAAAGAGUCUCCUAAGAAGUAAAAAAAAAACACUUACUAAUAAUAAUAGUUUUAUAAUAAUAAUACAAUUAAAUGCGAUUAAACGGCUAUUUUAACCAGUUGGCUGCGAAAUAAGUAAUUUUACACUACAUUAUUAUUUUUUUCAAACUUAAAAUACGAAUUACACUUUGUACAUAAAUACAAAUAAAAAUGCCGUUCAUGAUUUGCAAGACUACUGAUUAUUACUUAUAUUGUGAACCAAAUAUUAUGAUGUGUAAGCAUCAUUUCACUAUUACAAGCUUAUAACAAAGAAGAUAUGGAUAAAACAGACGGCCGCUUUGUUUUCGACAUGGUUCUAAACCUGAGCUAAAUUAAUUAGAAUAAUGUAAACACCUUAAAGUAAUUUAGGGUCACCACACACAAUAACUGUUCUGUUGUAACAAAAUAAUAACAGUUUUAAGCAGGGUUAGAAAAUAUCCGAUAUUUAUUAUAAAAGCGGGGGAAGCCGCAGGCGAAAAGCUAGUCAAUAAUUAUAAUGUUAAUUUAUAUAUAUAUAUAUAUAUACAGGGUGUUAUGUAAAUGGGUAUAUGAGCCGAC